CACGUGACCUCUGCGGGGGCGCAUGCGCAGUGCCCAGCUGUGAGGGAGGCGCGAAGAUGGCGGAAGCGGAGGGCGGCUGCUGAGCUCCGAGGGGUGGACCUAUCCUUCCACAACUAUGGAGAAUGAACCAAGCACAACCACAUCUUCCACAGGCACAACAACCAUAGCCACCACGUCUUCCCCUUCCCGUACGCAGCCUCCUCAGAUAUCUGUUUAUAGUGGGUCAGAUCGACAUGCUGUACAGGUUAUUCAACAAGCCUUGCACCGUCCCCCUAGCUCUGCAGCUCAGUAUCUCCAGCAGAUGUAUGCAGCUCAGCAGCAGCAUUUAAUGUUACAAACAGCUGCUUUACAACAGCAGCAUUUAAGCAGCACUCAGUUCCAGAGUCUGGCCAGCGUACCACAGGCAAACCUGUCAGGUGGAAGGCAGUGUGCGUCCCCCAAUGGCAAUGUCACUCAGCAGUCAAGCAUGUCAGAAACUUCGAUUAAUCUCUCAGCUUCGCCAACACCUGCUCAGCUUAUAAGCCGAUCGCAGGCCUCCAACACCAGUAGCAGCAGUCUUACCCAACAGACAAUGCUGCUAGGGAGCACCUCCCCUACUCUGACUGCCAGCCAGGCUCAAAUGUAUCUCCGAGCUCAAAUGCUGAUUUUUACACCUGCUACCACUGUGGCGGCUGUCCAGUCUGACAUUCCUGUUGUGUCAUCAUCAUCUUCGUUUCCCUGUCAGUCUGCAGCUACUCAGGUCCAGAAUUUGACACUACGCAGCCAGAAGUUGGGUGUAUUGUCUAGUUCACAAAAUGGCUCCCCAAAAACCAGCAGCCAAGCACAGGCUCUGGGUGUGUGUCCUAAUAAACCUAUAACCAGUACCAAAGCGAGCCAGUCAGAUCCUCCAGAAAGCAAAAGGAAAGGAGACAGCCCCACUGCAGAGCCUCGGAGUCCAGCUGUUACUCGUACAUCAAACAUUCACCAACUCAUAGCACCAGCUUCAUAUUCACCAAUUCAACCCCACUCUUUAUUAAAGCAUCAGCAGUCCUCUCUUCAUUCACCACCUUCAAAGAUGUCUCACCAUCAGCUGAUCUUCCAGCAGCAGCAAGUUCAACCAAUAUCGCUUCAGCUUCCUCCUGGGCAGGAAACCUCUGCAUCGCAGCAACACUGUGUGCCGCCAGUUCAGAGCCAUGCCCUCCCUCCCGCUCCCAGCAGUGCCUCAUCACAACAUGGCCCGCCUGCCCACAUCCACCCUCCGCUGCCUCCUCCACCUUCUCCAACUCCAUCCCAGUCCUCACAGCAAUCCGUAGUUGUGUCCCCCGCACCACCUCCUUCGCCCAGCCAGUCGCCAAAUAUCAUCAUUCACCCCCAAGCCCUUAUUCAGUCACAAUCUCAUCACUUGGCCUCCUCGGGGCUUCAUUCGCAGCAUAGUCCAGCACAGGCUGACGGCAGCCCAACAGAACCAAUGUCACACUCUGCUAAUCUUCCACCACAGCUCCCAUCUUCCCCGGUUGUGCAUGUUGGGUCAGCAGAGCCGCCUUCCAUAAUGUCUGCAGGACAACAGAUAUCGUCUCCGACAUCUCAUCCACAGUAUCCGGCUUUGCAAUCGACGCCAAUUCCAGUUGCAACUUCUCCGCAGCUGUCCACAUCCCCCAUGCACACCCAACCGCUCCCCCUUCCUCCUGUGCCGUCCCUGCAAGUACAGCCUGAAAUUUUGUCCCAGGGUCAGGUUUUAGUACAAAAUACAUUGGUUUCUGAGGAGGAGCUUCCUGCCGCUGAAGCUUUGGUGCAGCUGCCAUUUCAGACUCUUCCGCCUCCCCAAACGGUUGCAGUAAACCUUCAAGUACAGCAAGCAGUACCUGUAGAGACACCAGUGAUAUAUCAAGUAGAAGGCAUGUGUGAGGAAGAUAUUCCAGAAGAAUCAGAUUGUGGCCGUAUGGCUAGGACUCCCACUCCACCUACCUUGUCACCACCAGCUAUAACCAGAGAGGAUCUUAACUAUGAGGAGUCAUUUUCAGAACAAGAGGGACAUCCUUCAAUGGCCUUGUCGGUCAGUGCUUCGGUUAUCAAGUCCUCAUCAGACCCUUCUCAUGCCUCUAUUGCACAGCCGCCUCUUUUGCUUCCAGCAAUUACAACAAGGAGUAACUGCGCACCAGCAUCUCACAGGAACCCCAGCGUAGAAAGCAAACUUCCACAGGCUAUUGUUAAGCCCCAAAUCCUGACCCAUGUCAUCGAGGGGUUUGUGAUCCAAGAGGGGUUAGAGCCCUUUCCCGUAAGUUGUUCAUCUCUUAUGAUUGAUCAGCCUGCAAAAAAAAGAGCCCUGGUGGAAGGACAGGUGAUGAACGUCAUGUGUGUUGAUCCAGAGCUACAGAACAAUGCAAAACACGCAGACAAUUCCUCAGACACAGAGCUGGAAGAUAUUGCUGAUGAAGGACUAGAUGAGAUGGAAACUGAUCUCCUCAAGUGUGAGUUCUGUGGAAAAAUGGGGUAUGCGAACAAGUUCCUGCGGUCAAAGCGAUUCUGCACAAUGUCCUGUGCCAAGAGGUAUUCCGUGCUGUACAAUGUCAGUUGCAGUAAGAAAUUUGGGUUAUAUUCAGCAGACAAAAGCAGUCGUUGGAACCGGAGCUCGGAGAGUCAAAGCCUUGGGCGACGCGGGCGACGGCCGGGCAGUUGCGAUGGAGCUCCUAGGGAGCCCUUCCAUAGACAGCUUCCAAUUACUUAUCCAUCUGCAGAAGAAGACUUGGCUUCUCAAGAAGACAGUGUGCCGGUUGCCAUGACCACUCGCCUGCGAAGGCAAAGUGAGAGAGAAAGAGAGCGCGAACUUAGGGAGCUCAGGAUUAGAAAGACAUCAGGCAGCAUGGAUUUGCUACCCACUGUGCAAUCCGACCCAUCCAUUUGGAGUGUCGAAGAUGUUUGGGCCUUCAUACGUUCCUUACCUGGUUGUCAAGAUAUUGCUGAUGAAUUUCGAGCCCAGGAGAUCGAUGGCCAGGCCCUUCUCUUAUUAAAAGAGGAUCACCUUAUGAGUGCAAUGAAUAUUAAGCUAGGACCAGCACUAAAGAUUUGUGCACGGAUCAAUUCCUUGAAGGAAUCAUAGUGGAAAACUAAGGCUUUAAAGCUCAGCUUCUAUCAGAUGACAGACUUGUUAAGCGAUAAGCCGACAUCUUAAUGUGUGAUGUGAUUAUUACUGCUAUGUUUUGCUAAGCAUUUUUUUCCACAUACAGACUGUUGGAAGAUCACAUUUAAUGUUAAUCUUCCAUCCCUUCCAGUACUUAUCCAGCUUAUUGGGAAGCAUAAGCUGUUUGGGCAAAUUGUUGUAGUCAAAUGCAAGGCAAGCUAGUCAGUGGAAAGCUCCAUGUAAUAUGUUGUGGUGAUAUUUAUUCCAAAAAGCCAGUUAUAUACCAUACAAGAUUUAAGGUUUUUUAGAAAAUAUAAGCUUGAUGACCAUUUUAAAUUGCUUUUCUAUACACUUUUUUCCUUUGUAGAAAGCUUUUUAAGAAUAUGGAUUAACAGAAGAGUCCACAGAGUCUGUGGCAGCGCUGAUUAUGGUAAAAUGCUAUGCAUUUAAUUGUGCUCUUUGAGUUUCAAUUAAUCUUGAGUGUAUAGGUCGAAGAGAAUUUGCAGCUGAUCUCCUUCUAUCAUAACCCUAUUGCUCACCCACCUCUGCGUUGUUUUCUUAAAGUGCAGAAGAUUCUCUGUCAAAAUAUACAUUUUUGUCAAUGGAGCAGUCCCAUGUAUACAAACCUAUUGGAUGUCUUUUAAUGUUUUAAUGGGAGCAGGAAAGCAUCUUAGAAUCAUAGAACAAUAGAGUUGGAAGUGAACACAUGGGUCAUCUAGUCCAGCCCCCUGCCUUUAGGAAAAGCACCCCUGGCAGAUGGCCACCCAGCUUCUGUUUAAAAGCUUCCAAGGAAGGAGCUUCCACCACACUCCAAGGCAGACAGUUCCACUGCGGAACAGCUCCUCUUACAGUCAGGAAGUUCUUCCCUAAUGUUCAGGUAGAAUCUCCUGUCCUGUAAAUUGAACCCAUUGCUCCCGAGUCCUAGUUUCCAGGGCAGCAGAAAAUAAGCCUGCUCCCUCUUCCUUAUGAUAUCCUUUCACAUAUUUAUACAUGGCUGUCAUGUCUCCUCUCAGCCUUCUCUUUUGCAGGCUAAAUAUACCAGCUCUUUAAUACGCUUCUCAUAGGGCAUGGUCUCCAGACCUUUGAUCAUUUUAAUUGCCCACCUCUGGACACCUUCCAGCUUGUCAAUAUGUCUUUUAAAUUGCUAUCUCCUGAAUUGGACAUAGUAUUCCAGGGGAGGUCUAACCAAAGCAGAAUAGAAAGGCACCAUUACUUCUCUCGAUAUAGACUCUAUAUUCCUUUUGAGGCAGUCCAAAUUCCCAUUGGCUUUUUUAGCUGCUGCAUCACAUUUUUGGCUCAUGUUCGACAUGUCCACAAAAACGCCAAGAUCUUUCUCACAUGGACUGUUGUAGAACUAGGCAUCACCCAUUCUGUAUCUUUGAUCAUAAUGGUAAAGCUGCCAGAAACUGGAAUAGCAUGGUAUUUUUUAAGAGUACUAACAAACAAAUAUUUUGACAGUGAUUCUUUUUGUAUUGCUACACAUGGAAGAGGAAAUUAUGUUCUUACCCUUCUAGGAUUUCUUGCUCGUAGUUAACAUUGACCAAAGGAGUUAACACAUGCCUUUCCAUCCACUCAUAAACUAAAUGGAAACCCAUUGUCCAUGUUCUAGUGUUCAACUUCAAAUUACUGAAUAAUUCUAAGAUGAAAAUUGGAUCAACAGACAUGUCUAGACUUCCCUUUCCUUCCAAAUUUCUUUUUUUCCCACUCCUUUUCUUGAUUCUUUACCUGAUAUUCUAUUGUGUGCUGUUAGGUGCAGUGUUCUUCAUAUCUGGAACACCUUUACCAAUAGCAGUGAUUUUUACUUUUAAUAUUUUCUCAUAUGCCAGUGUUAUUGGCAAAUGUUAUUCAUAUUAUGGUGAGGCUAUCGAAGUCAGUGUCACCAAAGUAUUGACGAAGAUAUGUUCCAUUUAUUUGUGAGCAUUUUAAAAUUUUGCAUUGUAUACUUGGAGGCCCUCUAACCACAAAUAAUGUAAUAUUGUUAAAUGAAACAGGCCCUGUUACUUAGAAAUUUUCUCAAGCAAAACAAAUUCAUGAAAGUUUUCCAAGACUAAGGAAUUUCAAUUCACUUCAGUAAGGGCUUAUACUAAACAAAAGUUACCAGUUACAAGAUAUAUCUGUAUUAAUUUCAGACAUACGUGGGUUCAAUAAUAUUAACAUUGUUCCCCCCUCCCCUGGAAUUUAUUUAUUAAAUUAUUGCUAAACAUUUAGGCACUAUGGCUAUUACCCAACUAGUGUUCUGCUGAUGGAACCUAUCUAUCACUGGAAUGGAGACGGAUAUUUUUAGAGUUCCCUUUCCCUGAAACAAUCUCCCACGUCCUUCUAGAAUCUGAUCUUUAUCUAAACACUAAACACAAGUGUAAACAAAACAUAAUUAUGUUGCUUUGCUUUGAGUGAAGGCCAGGAACAAAUCCAAAAAUCAACUAAGUUCUUGCCCUGGUAAGAAAGGACAGCAUUCUCUGUCAGCUACUUAGUUAAGUAUAUUUAAUAAAUAGCUGAAGGAGAUGUCACUGUCCCAUGUUCUAAACAUGCGCACAUUCCUUCUUCCCAUGAAAAUGAUGCCUGGUCACAUAGGAUGAAGUAAUGGUCAUGGCAAUAGUGUCACAAUUGUAGCAAUUAUAAAUGUGGCAUAAUUACUUAAACUCAUCCAUAAUUGUUCUGUAUUCACAAUCAUUUCUUGGUCACAAUUGUAACACUGUUGGUGCAAUCGUAACCACACCCAAUCUCCUUUACCUGAAGGAACUCCAUUGUGCUUGUGAUAAAAAACAUGAGUGAAGGACAUUUUUUCAGCUUGAGCAGACAGGCCAGGAGGCACCUUAGUCAUUUGGGUAAUUGGCUCAGUAAUUAGGACCUUAAGGCAGGCAUGGGCAAACUAAGGCCCUCCAAGUAUUUGGACUUCAACUCCAACAAUGUGGGAGUUGAAGUCCAAAACACCUGGAGGGCGAAAGUUUGCCCAUGCUGGUCUUAAGGGAGAGCAGCCCAAGAAAUAAGCAAAGCAGAUAUGUGAGCAUAUGUGUUAAUUAUCAAGAAUUAGUAGUUAAGUAUACUUAACUAUAUAACAGAGAGAGAAUAUUGGCCAAGGUAUUUGCUUCAUUUCUGCAUUAAUACUUCUCAAAAUUUAUCAUUUAAGAUAGUUUUGAAUUUAAGGGGGUUUUCAGGAAGGUUCCUAGUCCAUCAACAUGAAAUGACAUGGGCCUUACAAUCCGAAGGGAGACCCACCAAACAAGUAAGCAAAGUAAAUAUGUAAUCAUGCAUGUAAAUAAUUAAGAAUGACAAGAUAUUACAUCAGCAUCUUAUUUUUCCUGUUGAUAUAUUCUUCCACAUAUUGCAAGGACAUGCUGUAGAAUGUAAAGUGGUCAUCAAUCUGUAUGAACUGAUUUAUAGUCUAACAAGUAUUUGUGAGCCAUUUGUUGUAAACAGAAAAUAUUAAUGAAGGCCCUUUUUGCCAAAACACAAUGGGAAGACUUUGGAAUUAAGAAUAUAUUUUUGCUACCAGGGUGGGGGGGUUAAUUAAUGGUUGUGUCCUAUCUGCAUGAAAGAGUAUAAGUUCAUUAAAUCCUAUUGGGAGACAUUUAGGCAGCAAAUGGGGAUGAGGUCUAUUUGAAUUCUUAGUAAAUAAGUAUGGGGCUGCAAUUCAACUAAAUUGAAGUAUGUCAGUUUGACUGAGAAGCACAUCAGGCUAUUUUUGUUCUUUUAGGUUUUAAAAGUGUUUUUACAAAUGUAGGUACUGGAACAAUUUUCCAUCUCUUGUAAUUGCAAACUGGAAGACAAAUUCAUCUUCAUAAUAGAAUGAUAAACACGAUAUAAUGUUUUCCAAAUAUACAUUUUACGCACUGCACAGUGUAUAGAGGGCGAUUUCCUGAAGAGGACUAGAUUGUUAUGUAGUGUUUGGGGGCAUUGCACCUUUGAAGUUGAAGAGUAAAAGCAGAAGCACAACUGUCCUGGACAGAAACAUUUGUUGUUCCAUCUCCCCCCCCCCCAAUCAAGAAACUAGUUUUGAUUGACAAAGAUAUAUGUGACUGUACAAUAUGUGCAAUUACUAGAAUAACUAGAAUAUUCUGAUAUUCUAGCAUGAAGUCCUACCGGUUUGCCUGCCUGCCUGCCUGCCUGCCUGCCUGCCUGCCUGCCUGCCUGCCUGCCUUCCUGCCUUCCUUCCUUCCUUCCUUCCUUCCUUCCUUCCUUCCUUCCUUCCUUCCUUCCUUCCUUCCUUCCUUCCUUCCUUCCUUCCUUCCUUCCUUCCUCCCUCUGUGGCAGUGGCUUUGUAAUAACCCAAGAAUAAACACUGUACCAAAGAAGGCUUUUGGGUUCAACAGCUGAAAGCCCAGCUAUGUAGUCAAUUGUUAGAUCAUGGACUAGCAGUUCAGAGGUAUUUGACAGGUCCCAUGUCCUCUGUCAGGCUUCACAUUAUAUGAAGCAGAAGGGAAGGGGCAAAUUAUCCUCUCAUGCAGGAGCUUGCCUAACACCCCCCCCCCCAAAAAAAUAAUGAUCUGGAAGGUCUUGUCUUCAUAUUAAAUUACUGUCUUCUGUAGCCCAGCUGUAGACAAAUUACAAAAGCCAAAGGCAAUAAAAUGCAGCACUGUCCACCUCAGUCUCUCUAGUAUUAUCUAUGAUUUAAUGGCUCCCAAUGCCAUUUGGCUUUUUUUUUUAUUCGAUUUGGGUUAAAAAUCCAAGAUUAUAAACAAUUAUAGAGAUGGAACAAUGCAAAUCAUUGCUCUAAGAUAUGAAAUAUAAUGUUUGUUGGAGACAACAUGUAUACCUAACGGUAUUAACCACAGAAAAAGAUAUUGGAUGGUCCUAAACAAGAACUAUUUUUCUUAAAGUAAAAUAAAAUGAGGGACAUGAGUCAUAAGUGCUAUGUGACACUCAAGCCAUGGUAUUUGGACAUCUUAAUCGGACACUUGUGUUGCAACAGCUUCAUUUGGUUUUCUCUGGAUUUAAUCAGGAAGUAGCAUGAAAGAACUUUUCAAAAGAAUGUUAUAUAUGUGUGCUUUUAUUCCUGCUGUUAUGUCCAUCCAUUGCUUCUGAUGCAAUUGAAAUACCUGGAGUUUCAGAGCUGGUCUCAAUGCCUGCUGACAUAAUCCUGGGUUUGGUGAUGUGAAAAAUGUAAUGAGACUUUAAUUAAGCCCUUGAUCUUGGAGAAAGAUAGCAUUAAAAAGUUUUCAAAUUGCAAUUUUCCAUAAUGCUGAAAAGAGCAAAGAAAUACACCACACCAUGUAAUGGUGUAAUGCUAUGGCAUACAACAUCACCAAAUAGGUUCUGCAUUGCAUGACAGGGAGCUGGACUAGAUGGCCCUUGUGGUCUCUUCCAAGUCUAUGAUUCUAUAAAAGUAAGUUCUGGUUGUAGUGAUGAUGGAAGUUGCUUUACUCCUUCAUUUUCUCAAACACAAUCAUGCAAAGAAUCCUUUUAACAUUAAAAUAAAAUAACAUGAUCCAUUGUCCUUCACGAUCCGCAGUGUUAAUAUCCCUUCCAAAAUACUCAUUAAGGAUUUAUUUUCCUGAACGGCAAACCUGGCAUACUUUUCCCUAGAAGAUUUGGAUGAAGUGUUCAUUUCUGCACAUUCACAGCAUUAAAUCUUUCAAAUGUACUGUUUGACUGUUGCUGUUAUCAGUGAUUGUUAGUGAAAUCCAAGUGUGUUACUGUAUUGUGUAAAAAUUAUCAAAGGUUGUAAAUUUCAGAAAACAAAUUCUUACAAGUCCUCAUUGUUCCUUUAGCAGGAAAUUCCCUAUAUAUGUCACUUCAAGCCCCCUAUAAUGUGUUCAAAGAGCACAUGAGUUUCAUUUUGUUCAGCUAGCUUGCCUAAUACUUUGGGCCUAAAAUUUGUCAUGUCUGAAAAAGUAAAAUAGCACAACACAGAUGUGUUGAAAAGACCCCAUUUAAAUCAUUCGUGGAUAGCUCCCAAUGUUGAAGACCAAGGUACCGGCGAGGUUUAAUUUCAGAUCUUGGUUUGUAAAAUGUUAAACCACACAUCCCUGUUUCAGAUGUAAUAAGGCAUUGCUGUUUUAAAGAAACUAUUGUUGAAGCACAAACACUGGCACACAAGAGGGUAGGUGUGCCAUAAUUUAUAAUAAGCAUCAAUCUAUUAAGCCAGGACGAUUGUGUGUAAAUUGGACCACAGUACAUGUAAAAAUAAAUCUGGAAUUGGUACUGAUGGACAGUCAUUUUUUGAAUUGCAACUCUUGUUUGUAUCAGUAAAUAUUUACUUUUACAUACUUUUGAGUAACCUAUGACAUUUUAAAAAUAACUAAUGGCAGACAAUUAAGGUUUUCCAUAAAUCUGUAAUAUUUUAGUAAGUUCUUUUGAUAGGUGUUGGCUAUAGACUGAAAAACAAAAGAUGUUCUUGAAAUGUUAAAAGGUGGGGCUGGCCCUGUGGCCUUAUAUAUAUUUGAAAGCAUGUUCUCUUGGAUUCAUAAAAUGAGCACUUAUAUUUUCCAUGCUAAAUGAACCAGCAAGAACUAACAAUGGGAUCUUUAUUUUAUUUCCCCUUAUAUUGCACUAAUAUUUGAACUUGCUAUUUAAGCACAUAGUAUUUAACUACAGUUUAUUUGGUUCUAAACUAACCACCUCCAAUAUUUCUGCAACUGACCUCUUGCCUUCAUCAAAAGUCAUUUUUCCAUCUUUUUUUUACUAUGAUAACAAUUUUAAAAGAAGAGUUAUGUUAGGAAUGAGUAGAUCUGUACAAAGGUGAGAGACACCCGAACUUUGAAUAUAUUUGCUUAUAUACUAGUGUAAGAUUAAUCUAUAAAGAUAUCUGUGUACGUCUGUGUUUGUAUCAUGGAAUGGUACUUGGAUUUUCCUGAACAGGUCGUUUCAAAAAUAUGUAGCAUCAAUUUGGGAGUUGGAUUGUUUCCAAUGACAGUAUUUUAAAAUGCCCCUCUCAAUAAAGCUGAAUCAUUUUUACAUUUUAAAAAAUAUACCAAUAAAUUACAGUGAUUUAGGUAAAAUCUGUAUCCUUUUUAUAUAUAAAAAGCACUUUCAUCUAACAUAGCAUGUGGAUGACUUUUAGAUUCUCAUAUUUGUUAUGGUCUAUAGGAGUGGUGUAAAAUUUGUCAUUAACCUGUCCAUUGAUAACCUGAGGAUACAAAUGAAGAAUCAAAGCACCUUAUACUAUUUGCUGCUUCAAUUUGCUUGUAAUUGCACCUUUUGUUAGUCGCACACUUCCUUUUUUUAAUUGAGCAUUUUUAUGUGGUAAUAUUUGCUUCCUGUGGGAUUACAUAUUUGACCUACAGUAUCAUGUACAUGGUUUAUAUUUCAACUUUACAUUACAAUUGUGAAAAUACAGUGCUUCAAAAAUAAAAGCUACUUCCAUUUGUCUA
Molecule: messenger RNA, 10407 nt
Organism: Anolis carolinensis (green anole)
Lineage: Eukaryota; Metazoa; Chordata; Lepidosauria; Squamata; Anolidae
Gene: phc3
Product: polyhomeotic homolog 3
Exons: 15
Coding region: 116-3076 (986 amino acids)
Biological process (GO): negative regulation of DNA-templated transcription
Cellular component (GO): PRC1 complex; nucleus
Molecular function (GO): chromatin binding; zinc ion binding; histone binding
Source: RefSeq, a predicted model, not a curated record